Microthlaspi erraticum is the source of this 402-nucleotide messenger RNA. The record is from the annotation of a GenBank genome assembly. NCBI's taxonomy places the organism in Eukaryota, Viridiplantae, Streptophyta, Magnoliopsida, Brassicales, Brassicaceae.
AUGGCUGUGGAUCGGGCGCAGAGCUCCGAGGCUAUUUCUUCCCCGUUGAGAAGAUCGUCAAGAACGCGUCGUGGCGGAAACACUCGAAGCUCGCUACCGAAUGCAAAGCUGUUAUCGAGCGGCUUAGUUCUCCCCAGAAAUCAUCUCCUCCGUCUUCCUCUGAUCAAUGCCUGUGGCACUGGCCUUGCGAAGAUCGUCGAACCAGCUAUCGGCUGCAUUCAGAAACUUAUCGCGCAUGGCUACAUUCGUGGUGAAGCGGAUACUUCCGGUGGAGCAGAGUCCAUCCUCCUUUUUAAAUUGAUCGAGUCCGUUGGUAAAUGCCACGAUUUGGGAGACGAAUCCAUUGAAUUACCUGUGAUCAACUUAAGACUAUGUUAUCUGCGAUUAACUCCAUCUCGCUGA